AUGCGCCUAGAGUCCCAACCACAAAUGUCGCUAACCUGCUACGCCAUGCUCCAUAACGCCACCAUCCUCGGCAAAAUUUUCACACACCUCCCCAUGCACGAGAUCCUCACAUCCACACAACGUGUCUGCCGCCUGUGGCGCAACGUCGUGCGCGAUACCGACAAGAUUCAGAAAGCUCUUUUCUUCCGGCCGAUGAUGGAUAAAGCGCUUGUCUAUACACCCAACGAGAAGGGAACGAGCUGGUUUGGACGUGUGGGGAGAUCUGCUGAGAUUUUCGAGCAUCCGUUGGUUUCGAGGACGGAUACUUCGUUGAGGAAGUAUUACAAUAAGACCAUUGGCGGGAGGGAAGAUGCAAGUUGGAGGAAAAUGUUGAUAUCUCAGCCGCCAGUCAGGUGCUGCGUGGUGAGUAAAUGGAACAAAGGCGAAAUGGACGAGAAAUUCAUUGUGGCGAGAGGCUCUGGUGUCACACUCGGAGAAAUCGUCGAAGCGUUCCAACAGGACAACAUCUUCUACAUGACGAUCCAAGGUUACCAGAUGUGGCAACCGAUCUGGUGGACGAAGGAGGCAACGUGGCCGUUGCUGGAAAUCGGAACGAAGGGGGUGAGGAGGGGAAAGUGGAGGGAGGCGAAGGCUGAGGAUGAUUUGGUAGAGUUGGGGAAGGAGAGUCUUGUGGCGGCGAACAGGAGCAGGGUUAGUGCUGAUAGGAAGUUGACGGAGAGAUAUCAAGCGAAGAAGGCGGCUGACGCGGAGAGGAUGAAGGGGAGAGGGUCUUUUGGGAGUAGUAGGAAGAGCGGAGGCAGUGUAGAAUGA
This is a messenger RNA of Fulvia fulva, 810 nucleotides long. RefSeq lists its product as uncharacterized. Gene Ontology annotation, molecular function: protein binding. The record is from RefSeq and is a predicted model, not a curated record. Lineage: Eukaryota; Fungi; Ascomycota; Dothideomycetes; Mycosphaerellales; Mycosphaerellaceae. The transcript has a single exon. Bases 1 to 810 code for a protein of 269 amino acids.